CCGAUCGCUCCGUAAUUGUCGUCGCCGUCGACAAUUUAAUUAUUAAUUUUUGUUGAAUCGGCAUUUCUUGACUCUCGCUCAGUAUAUGAAAUAAUAUUUUGUUAUAUAUACAACAUUACAAUACAGUUUUCUACAAAACCUAGUGAUAACGGCAAAAACUGUUGUCAUAUUCGGUUACCAGUGUAGUCAACUAAAGGAAACCAACACAACAUUUUGAUAAUAGUCACAUGCCUUAUCACACUAUACUGAGGUAUUCAAAAUUCCAACGGUGGGCCAAAGUCACCUACCGGGCAUAGUUACCACAAGUUAUGGUAGUUAGUAGCUGUUUGUCCUUGCAGAGAAGCACAAGCACGCACAUAUCUGGCUGGAUUUGCGCUUCAUAUUUGUACUUAAGGCGCGGUCUUGUCUAUUACGUCGAAAACGCUACCGAGCACUCGUGCUCGGAAAAUCCUAACCAAGCGCGGAAACGUCUGGCAUCGAUCUUCGGUUGAAUUUUUCGUCAGCGAGAGCUAAAGGAUACUAAAGGAUAACUUUCAACAAUAUGGAAAAAAGUAAUAGUUAUAAAUAUGGAAUCAAAUCAACAUUAGCUCAAUGCUGGGCAAUAUCAGGAACAUGGUUAUUAGAAAUUGUAAACGGCAUGCAAGUUUUAACAUCCACUAUAGUUAUAGGUGCCUUGGAAAAUAAUGCAUCUAGAGAUGAAAAUGAAUUUUUGACAAUAACAAGCGAAGAAGCAUCUUGGUUUGGUAGUUUGUCAUAUUUGUUCAUACCUCUGGGAAAUCUUUUAUCCUUACUUUUACUGGACCGACUUGGUCACAAGAAAUGCAUGAUACUGGCAAAUAUACCAUGCCUAUUAGCUCAGAUUAUGUUGUAUUUUGUUAAAAAUGUGGAGAUGUUGUAUGUUUGUUCAAUGCUAAUGGCAUUGAGCAUAGGGUUUCUGAGCGCCCCAAUUCUUGGGUAUCUUGGUGAAGUGUGCGAACCAAAAUUAAGAGGUAGCUUGACUUCGACAUUGACCAUAUUUUACUAUGUGGGAACCAUUAUAUUGACAAUGUUGUAUAGUAUUACUAAGCAGUGGAGAUUGACGGUGAUAAUGUCUGCGGUGUUUCCAAUUAUAACCGUUAUUAUAUUAUUAAUGACUCCAGAUUCUCCUAUGUGGUUAUUAGCCAAAGGAAAACAUUCAAAAGCACAUCGAAACCUCAGCAAAUUGAGAGGAAAAGUUUCGUAUGACAAGUGUGAAAACGAAUUUCAAGAAAUGGUCAGAUACAAUAUGCCCUCUAACAAUGACGAACCGCACCAUAAGGAAAAUACAAAUACAUGGAAACAAUUCUUUGAACCUGCAGUACUAAGACCUUUUUGUCUAUCGAUGAUGUACUUCCUCUUCAAGAUUUUAUUGUCCGGAUCACCAUUAGUACCAUACUUAGUAUCAGUGUUUAAUAAAUUUGGUGCACCUGUUAACGUCGAAUGGACAAUAUCGUUUGCUAUGUUUCUUUCUAUAAUAGGAAGUUUAAACUCAGUUUUUCUAAUGCCUAAAUUAGGGAAACGAUUUCUUACAUUAUUUACGUUAUCGAUUUGCUCCAUAUGUUAUAUACUCAUUGGAUUAGUUGGUAUUUAUUGGAAAAACGCAGAAUCAAUAACCUCUUGGAUUAUACUUGUACUUUAUCUUACUACUGUUUUAAUUUCAUCAUCUGGAAUAAUACCAAUCUCAUGGAUACUUAUCACCGAAAUAUUUCCUGCAAAGUCUAGAAACAUUUUGUGCAACAUAUCUUCAGCAUUAUUCUAUGUGAUGACGUUCUUUAUGACAAAAUAUUAUCCAAAUUUUUCAAUUUUAAUGGAAUUUUAUAAUGUAUUUACUAUGUGCGGUAUUUUUGGUUUAUUUGGAUGUACAUAUUUCUAUUUUUGUUUACCAGAAACUGAAAACAAAACAUUACAAGAAAUUACUGAAUUUUUUAAAAUGGAGUCCAAUAUUAACUAUAAAUACAGCUUUAAAUCCAUUCUCGCUCAAAGCUUGGCACUGGCUGGUCCGUGUUUCAUACAGAUCGGUAUCGGCAUAGAACUCACAUGUUCUACAGUAAUUAUUGGAGCGUUAGCGAGCAAUAAGAACAAAAACGGUUUGCAACCUUUAACGGAUGAACAAGCGUCUUGGUUUGGUAGUCUUCUUUUCUUGUUUACACCCUUGGGCAGCGCACUAUCUUCGUUAACGCUGGACCGGUUCGGUCACAAGACGUGCAUGAUAAUAACCAACAUACCGUUCAUAGCGUCGCAGAUCAUGUUCUUCUACGCCAACAGCAUUGGGACAUUGUAUGCAUGCUCGAUGCUGAUGGGGCUUAGCGUCGGUUACUCAGGUGGGCCAUCUUCCGCCUACAUCGGUGAGGUGUGCGAGCCGAAGCUGAGGGGCGCGCUGAUGUCGGCGACGAACGUUUUCUUCUACGUGGGAUCGUUAUUGUUUACGUUGAUAUAUGCGAUCACAUUGGAAUGGAGACUAACGGUGCUCAUUGCCAUGUCCGUUCCAAUCACGACCGCCGCUAUAUUGUUUAUGACGCCACAAUCUCCAAUGUGGUUGUUGACCAAAGGUGAAUCUUUAAAGGCACAGCAAACGCUUGGCAAAUUAAGGGGAUGGCCGUCGCAAGAAACGGGUUCAAGCAAAGAGUUCAAAGAAAUGAUAGCUUAUACGUCUUCUGUGAUAUACGAUGAUGAUGACAUCGAGACAGACAAGAAAGAUGUAACAAGUUCUUGGGGACAACUCUUUCGGCCUGAAGUUUACAGACCAUUCCGUCUGUUUUUGGUUUAUAUUUUUUUCGCAAAUUUAUUGUCUGGAGUACAGUACGGACCAUAUCUAGUAUCAGUAUUUACUAAAUUCGGUGCACCCGUUAACGUCGAGUUUACAUUAGCGUUUUCGGUGUUUUUAUCAACAAUUGGUGGAAUAAUAACAAUAUUCUUGAUAAAUAAACUCGGCAAACGAUUUCUCACAUUUACGACGCUAUUAAUUUGUUCAAUUUGUUACAUAUUAAUCGGAUUAAUAGGUGUGUAUUGGACAAACUCAAAACCUACUACUUCUUGGUUGGUGUUAAUACUCUUUCUUACUACUACUUUCAUGUCAUCGAUUGGGAUAAUGCCUAUCUCAUGGGUACUUCUAACCGAAAUAUUUCCAAUGAAGAGUAGAAACAUUACCUGCAGCGCAGGUUCAGCACUGGGUUACUUAAUUUCUUUCUUCAUGAUCAAGUAUUAUCUCGAAUUGUCCAACUUUGUGAAUUUUUAUAAUACUUUUACUUUAUUUGGAAUUUCGGGUUUAUUUGGUACUGUAUAUUUCUAUUUUUAUCUGCCAGAAACUGAAAACAAAACAUUACAAGAAAUAUCUGAAUUUUUCAAAUAAAAUGUCUGUUAUCAUUAUUUAAAUACGAAUGAAAUGUACUUCAUUAAUAAACUCGAUAAAAAAAGGUAAUUGAAAAUAGAAGCAAAGUAAAAGGCACUAGACAACGCUAUAUUCAAACCAACUACAUUUACGUUUGUUGUAGGAGAUCGUGAUCUCUGCAGCGUUGGUGUUUAUGCUUGAGUGAUUUAGACCUAAUGUUGAAAUUAAAUUGAAUUCUUAAUAAAUCAUCUUAAUCAAGUUUAUAGGAAUUAAGUUAUUAUUUAUUCAUUAUACGCAGUUAAAAACUCAUAAAAUAUAAUAUCUAUAAUAAUAAAUAAUAUCUAUAAUAUCUUGUUAACAUAUAUGAU
Molecule: messenger RNA, 3714 nt
Organism: Rhopalosiphum maidis (corn leaf aphid)
Lineage: Eukaryota; Metazoa; Arthropoda; Insecta; Hemiptera; Aphididae
Exons: 16
Coding region: 542-3367 (941 amino acids)
Biological process (GO): transmembrane transport
Cellular component (GO): membrane
Molecular function (GO): transmembrane transporter activity
Source: RefSeq, a predicted model, not a curated record